This is a messenger RNA of Mangifera indica (mango), 1683 nucleotides long. RefSeq lists its product as uncharacterized. Bases 124 to 1398 code for a protein of 424 amino acids. Gene Ontology annotation, biological process: nucleosome assembly; chromosome condensation; negative regulation of DNA recombination. Gene Ontology annotation, cellular component: nucleus; chromatin; nucleosome. The record is from RefSeq and is a predicted model, not a curated record. The transcript has 4 exons. Gene Ontology annotation, molecular function: double-stranded DNA binding; nucleosomal DNA binding. Lineage: Eukaryota; Viridiplantae; Streptophyta; Magnoliopsida; Sapindales; Anacardiaceae.
UAAUCCUUUCAUCUUCAUGACUUCAUCAUCUCCUUCUUCAGGAUCUAACCUACCACUCUCUCUCUCUUUCAAAAUCGAAAAAUCAAAACUUUGAGAAAUUACCAAAAUACCUCCUCCAUUUCCAUGGACCCUUCCUCCUUUCUCCACCUUUCUACCGACUCUCUUGCCCCUCCGCCUUAUCAACCGCCGCCUCCUCCUCCCUCUCUUGCCCACCACCACCAUCACCACCUUCCUCCUCCACCACUGGCUUCCUCCGCCGCCACCAUCGCCAACCCUACUCCUCCCUCUGUCAAUCACAAUAACAAUCACCCUCCUUACACUGAGAUGAUAAGCUCGGCCAUCACUGCUUUGAAAGAGAAAGACGGGUCAAGCAAGCGAGCUAUCGCCAAGUAUAUUGAGAAAGUUUACGCGAAUGUUCUUCCGCCGAAUCACUCGGCCUUGUUGACUCACCACCUCAAGCGGUUGAAGAACACGGGUCAGCUUGUUAUGGUGAAGAAAUCUUACAAGCUUCCUAGAUCUGAUGAUGUUGUCGCUUCAAGUAUUCCUCCGGAAAGUAUCAAUGUGAUUUCCGAAAAUGCCACUGCUAUUGGUUCAACCCAUGGGCCUAAAGCGGGUCGGGGCCGGGGCCGGCCGCCCAAGGUUGCUACAACUACUAGUGAUAGUGUUUUGGCUUCGCUGGGGUUGGUUGAUCAGCCUAAGCGAGGGCGAGGUCGUCCGAGGAAGGGUGAUGUGGUGGUGGUGGCGGCGGCGGUGGCCCCACGUGGGCCUAUGAAGGGGAAAGGCAGGCCACCGAAGGCAAAGAAGAGGGGCCCGGGACGUCCUAAAAAGCCGAAGAGUUUGACAGGUAAAUUGGGUCCUGGCCGUCCACCUAAAGUUCAAGUUCAAGCUCAAGCACAACCUCAACCUCAAGCUCAAGAGCAGGUGCUUAAUCCUGUGGUGGUUACUUAUGAUGAUGCAAAUGCGGCAAUGACCAAUUUAGCCAGGCCUAGAGGGCGGCCAAAGAAGAUCGGCGGCACAACUAUGGCUGGUGAUGGUGCUGUGAAGCAGCGUGGCCGACCAUCGAAAAAGGGUGUGAGCAGUACUGGAAGGCCCGUUGGUCGUCCCAAGAAGAACCCAUCAGGAGCAUCAACUGAAACAGCAGGAGCUGCCGCCAUUGGAGACCUUAAAAGGAAGCUUGAACUCUUUCAAACAAAAGUCAGGCAAGCCGUCAGCGUGUUGAAGCCUCAUUUAACCAGUGAAAACCAGAUCAGUGCAUUGGCAGCAAUCCAAGAGCUAGAAGUGUUGGCAGUGAUGGACAUUAGCACCCAGUUGAAAGAUGAUACUCAAGUAGCCCAACCACCACCGCCACCAGCUCCACAACAACAUCAACAACAACAACCACAACUGCCACUGGUUUAAACUUAAGAUAAGUAAAAACUGUGAAAAAGCUUGUGAAUUUGUUGUCAUGUUUUAGGAACCUGAACCUCAUUUCCCUGGAUCAGAAAGAGUUGUAGAAGUUAUUCUAACAUAAACACAGGAAGGAAAGAGAAAAUCUGUAAAAGUAAUAGGAUGGAAUGAUGUUGCAAAUCUAACUCUCAUUGUUUGUGAAUUCUGUUUGUGUAACUUUGUAUUUGACAUUAGCUGCUUUUUUCAUCUGCUGUAUCCAGUUUUUUUAUGCAAUUUCAGUACAUUAUGAUGUUUCAA